This is a messenger RNA of Rhagoletis zephyria (snowberry fruit fly), 875 nucleotides long. Its product is annotated as piggyBac transposable element-derived protein 3-like. NCBI's taxonomy places the organism in Eukaryota, Metazoa, Arthropoda, Insecta, Diptera, Tephritidae. Gene Ontology annotation, molecular function: sequence-specific DNA binding. The record is from RefSeq and is a predicted model, not a curated record.
UAAAAAGUUCAUGCAGUUCGGCGUAUUCUCCCACAAUUUAAGCAUAGAUGAGCAGAUGAUCGCUUAUUAUGGACGUCAUUCGUGUAAAAUGUUUAUAAAAAGCAAGCCAAUCCGAUUUGGGUACAAAUACUGGUGUUUGACAUCGGACGAUGGCUACUGUUACCAGUUCAUACCGUAUGCAGGUGCAGCUACAAAAUUCAGUAAUGAUUAUAGCCUUGGAGAAAACGUUGUUCUCCAAUUAUUGUCCCAUCUCGAACGUCCCGAGAACCACAAUGUGACGUUUGAUAACUUUUUUACGAGUUAUAAGCUGAUGCGUCGCUUGAGCUGUAAUGGGUACUUCGCAACGGGCACUGUGCGUGAUAAUCGAACUAAUUAUGCUCCUUUGGUGUGCAUUAAUGAUAUGAAGAAAAGAUCGAGAGGAAGCUCUGAUUUCGUAUUUGAUAGCAAUAACAAAGUACUAGUUACACGCUGGAAUGACAAUUCGGUUGUAACUAUUAUGUCAAACUUUCUUAAACAUGAGCCACUACGCCAUGUUAAGAGAUAUGAUCGCAAAGGCAAGAAAAUGAUUACUGUUCCCCAGCCGUUGCUCAUUCACGAGUACAAUCAUCGCAUGGGUGGCGUAGACUUGUUCGACAAUGCUAUGAACAAUUAUCGCAUUAAAAUUCGUGGAAAGAAGUGGUAUUGGCCAUUGCUAACGAAUGCUUUUGAUGCAGCUAUGGUUAAUGCCUGGAAACUGAAAGUGUUUUGUGCAAAAUAUGAAAAGUCCAAGCCGAUGAAUCAAUUCGAUUUCCGUGUGGAAGUUGCGGAAGCUUUGGUAACUGAUGUACGUACUUGCGCCCGCUGUCGUCAAUGCGGCAUAAAAACUCAAUUUGGAU